Molecule: messenger RNA, 2282 nt
Organism: Amphimedon queenslandica
Lineage: Eukaryota; Metazoa; Porifera; Demospongiae; Haplosclerida; Niphatidae
Product: hamartin-like
Exons: 12
Coding region: 148-2265 (705 amino acids)
Biological process (GO): negative regulation of TOR signaling; regulation of cell cycle
Cellular component (GO): TSC1-TSC2 complex
Source: RefSeq, a predicted model, not a curated record
CUCUUUCUCGUCUCUUUCUCUUCUUUUCUCUCUCAUAUCCUCUUGCUCCCACCCUCAUAAUCUCCCUUUAUCACUAACAAUCCUUUUACUCUUCAUAAAUCAGAUCUUCCCUCUAUUUCCUUAACUUUUUAGGCUUCCAAACCAGCCAUGAGCAUAACAGAAGAGCUCUCAAAGCUAGAGACAUCAGACGCGUCUCUUUCUCAGCGUCUGGUCCAGUCCUGGAAGAGAAAGCUCAACGUUUCUCGAGAGCCUGAGCUCCUCUCUGAACUGAUAGACUAUCAAUUAUCGACCCAGUCUAAACCAGCUCUUAGGAUACUACUAGGCACCAAGGACCUUUAUUCACAUGAUUUCUUUGCAAAGAUCAACGAUUGCUUGCAUCGCCAGUCAACAUGUCUCCAGUCUUUAAGACUACUCUCUCACAUGCUGAUCGGACAAACCAGCUGGCUAUACAAGAUAGUCCAUUCUGCUGCUUUUCCCACUCUUCUAAAAUUACUUAGGCCCAUUCAUUCUAUCAGUAUCAUCACUAGUUCUGUGUAUCUGUUGUGUGCGUUAAUUCCAUUGAAUCCUUAUCACGUGACACCGCAUCUACCCGAUAUAUUUGAGAGUUUCACGCUACUGGCAACUUUGAACUGUGGAGGAGAAAAUAAAGUAUCAGAAGAAGUCUUACUGUCUGUUCGAGUUGCAGUCUAUUUCCUUUUCCUUCAACUCUACUCUCUCUACCCUUGUUCAUUUGUACAGUAUCUUAAAGGAAGGUUUGGCCCAACUGGUGAAGUACACAUUUAUCAAGAAUACAUUGCACCAUUAUUUCAAUAUGUCCAGCUCCAUCCCAACCUUAUUGUUGAACUACCUUCACAGGAAACUCAAAGAACAAAAUGGAGUUCGAAGGAUCCUAGUGAAAUUGCUACUCUCUCACUGUCCCUCUGUGUUGAUCCUUGCCUUGUCUCUAAGAAUGAAAACUAUGACAGUAUCUCGUGUAAAAAUACUUCUACACUAAGAGGUGAGUGUAGUUCUUCAAUGCUACAGUUACCAUCAGACCAGAGGUACUGUGGUGCACUGUCAAGUAAUGAACUAUCGGAAAUGUCCAGUCCUUCCCUCGUCUUUACUCAAGUGGCCCCUCCCCCUAGCAACACACCCGGCAGCCAAUCGAGUCGUACCAGUUUACCCGUGUUGCCCUUAGCCACAGGAGCACAGGGCGGAGCUUAUUUCGACUCUCUCUCUCAGUCUCCCACUCCACCAAGAGAAGAGGAGAGAAGGAGAACUGAUUGUACUAACUCGUUAAACUUGCAGUCGGUCAGUAACUCCGCCCAGCCUUUCUCUCCGCCUACUGUACACGUAUCUUGUCCCAGUGUGGAAGAGACUGUACUACUAGCAUCACAAAAACUUCAAAAAAUAGCCGAGUCACAGGAAAGUCCUCAAAAAGUUCCUAAUCAAGACAAAGAAGGUUUUCCUCUUGCGUCUAUAAAUAACACUAGCACAGGUCCACAGCUGGUAGCUAGAACAGUGCUUAAAGAGAAGAGAGAGAAUGUGUUGAAUGGCUCAGCCUCCAUUUUAACUCAUUCUUCUUCACCUCUUGAGGCAUUAGAUAUAUUUAUACAAACUGGUUUAGUUCUUCACAAAUCAAACUCUAAUAAAAGUGAUGGCCUCUCCCUCUCUGAUCUAGAGGCUAUGGAUUGGGAUCAUUUCGGUUGCUGUCCUCACGUUGAAGAACUGAGGGUUCUCAGUCAGUUAUUGUCAUCGCUGCAUAGUCAGGUCCUCUUUGAGAGGUACCAGUGUCAGAGUCAUGCUAAGAGAAAUAGGAGAUUGAUGAGACACCUGCUCCUUGAAGAACUCUAUCAUCAACAAAAACUCUCACUAUCGACUCUCCGUAGAGAAAAUGUACACACACAACAAACUAAAGAACUGAAUGAAUCACUGGUCAAAGAAAAAGAAGGUGCAAGUAAUUCAGUGUCUGUCCUAAGAAGAGAAGUAGCAAAGCUUCAGAUGCUAUUGAAGGAUAGAGAGACUGACAUUAAGAACAAGGAAGGACAGAUAGCAACUUUGAAGGAAAGCCUGUGGAAAGCACAAGAGAAAUAUGUAGAAAAAACAAAGAGUUUAGAGUCCAAGUAUCAGUGUAUCAAGAACAUUAACCAGGAGCUAGAGGAAUCACUGUUCUCCUUUAAGAACAGACCAGUCCAUCGCUCUAGGCAUCACAAACGAAGUGAGAGUUCUCACCUCUCUCAUUCGGUCACACCCACUAACACUGGAAAUGUAACACCUACUAUGUAACAAUAUAGGCAGGAGCC